This is a messenger RNA of Onthophagus taurus, 632 nucleotides long. RefSeq lists its product as uncharacterized. Lineage: Eukaryota; Metazoa; Arthropoda; Insecta; Coleoptera; Scarabaeidae. The record is from RefSeq and is a predicted model, not a curated record.
UUACCUGAGGCGUUCGUAACAUGUUUGGUGAUUAUGUUAAUAUUCGGUUAGAUUACUUUGACCUUUAAAUAUAAAAUGGGAUUUCCACGCUCAUUCUACGUCAGUUUAUAUCGAAAUCUUCGACAAUGAAGUUUGGUGUCGUUGUAUUCUUGUUAUUUAUAAUGAUGAUCAAUUCGAUAUCAACACAUCACAAAGAACCUCCCUGCCGUCAAGACUUUUGCUACACAGUAAAAUGCAUCUCUACACCUAAAGAAAAUUGUACUAUAGAUCAAGUUUUCCAACCACGUGAUGAGAAGAAGUGUAUAUGCUGCGAUAAGUGCAUUCCAAAACAAGAUUGCGAUCCAACUUUCUGCAGCAGAGUUCGAUGCAUUAAUAAAAACGAAUCAGAUUGCACUAACGAUGAAGUUUUUCAACCACGUGAUGAGACCAAGUGUAUCUGUUGUAACACCUGUGUUCCAAAGAAAGAUAUUCAAGCUUUAUAAAUGGUAUGAAACGUAAUAAUCCAAGAUAAUACUUCUAUCAGCUUAUAAUGAAACGUUGUCAAGAUUCGUGGAAAAUAAAAAAAAAUUUCAAGUUUCCAAGAAAUAAUCUGCAAAACAUUAGAUACUAAAUAAAUUUGCUUUAAUAAUUAA